Cucurbita maxima (winter squash) is the source of this 1932-nucleotide messenger RNA. RefSeq names its product uroporphyrinogen-III C-methyltransferase. The transcript is spliced from 5 exons. The record is from RefSeq and is a predicted model, not a curated record. Lineage: Eukaryota; Viridiplantae; Streptophyta; Magnoliopsida; Cucurbitales; Cucurbitaceae. Gene Ontology annotation, biological process: siroheme biosynthetic process. The coding region runs from base 401 to 1507 and encodes 368 amino acids. Gene Ontology annotation, molecular function: uroporphyrin-III C-methyltransferase activity.
AUCAUGGGCCAGGCCAUUAUAACGGAUGGGAUUCCUGGACCACGAGGCCCAAUUAAGCUGGCCCAAUUAAGCUACGCCCCAAUUCAGCGACGGCCCAUAUAACGAAGAGAGUUGCGCAUUUAUUUGCUAUUUCAAAAGAAAAAGGCAGAAAAAAUCCUCGAGUUGCGAUGGACAGUCCCAGGAAUUUCAAUUUGGUCUCUCGCACAUCUCAAAAGGCCACUCCUCGUCUCCUUCCCCUUUUACUUCAUUUUUUUAGGCAGGCCGCCGCCACUCCUUUCCUUUUGCCUUCUCAUCUUCCUCAAAGUCCAUGUGUUAGAGCCGUAGAGCCACAGGCUUCCUCUCAUUUAUCCCAUAUUUAUUCCCCUUUCGGACAUCGCUUUUUCCCACUUUCUCCUUCGCCAUGGCUCGUGUUUGCGACCUACAGUCUCUUUCAUCGCUAUUUUCGUCUCGCCCAACAAUACCCAGAUCCUCAAAUUUCAAACCCAUUUGUUCUUUUCACUGCUCUUCUUCUUCUUCGCCAUUUACAGAGAAACAUUCCGUGAAGAGAUACCAAAGAGACGAUUGGGUGUACAAGAACCAAGCGGAUGAAAGUUCUGUUGCUUCAUCGUGUUCUAUUUCGUGUGAUUCUGAGUCUAUACGGCAGAAUGACAUUGCCUUGCAGCUGCCGGAGCUGAAGAAAUUGCUGCAGGUGCUGAGGGAAAAGAGGGCAAGUAGUGGUUGCGAUGAUGGGAAAUGUGGGCCUGGGAAUGUGUUUCUGGUGGGGACUGGCCCUGGAGAUCCAGAGCUUUUGACAUUGAAGGCGGUGAAAGUGAUUCAGAGUGCUGAUUUGCUUUUGUAUGAUCGAUUGGUGUCUAAUGAUGUGUUGGAUUUGGUGGGUUCUGAUGCUAGGCUUCUCUAUGUGGGGAAGACUGCUGGUUUCCAUAGCAGAACCCAGGAGGAGAUUCAUGAGUUACUUCUGAACUUUGCUGAAGCUGGAGCUACAGUUGUGAGGCUUAAAGGAGGAGACCCUCUUGUGUUUGGAAGGGGUGGGGAGGAGAUGGAUUUCUUGCAACAGCAAGGGAUUCAAGUCAAAAUUGUUCCUGGGAUAACUGCUGCUUCAGGUAUAGCUGCUGAAUUGGGAAUUCCUUUGACACACAGGGGCGUUGCGACAAGUGUCAGGUUCCUCACUGGUCACUCGAGACAGGGUGGAACCGAUCCUCUAUUUGUCGCAGAGAAUGCAGCUGAUCCAGAUUCAACUCUGGUGGUAUACAUGGGUCUAUCAACUCUUCCAUCUCUGGCCCUUAAGUUGAUGCAUCAUGGUCUGCCCCCUGAUACCCCAGCUGCUGCCAUUGAACGAGGGACAACACCCCAACAAAGAAUAGUUUUUGCAGAACUGAAGGAUCUUGCAGAUGAAAUCAAAGCAGCAGAGUUGGUUUCACCUACUUUAAUUAUAAUUGGAAAAGUGGUUUCUCUCUCACCACAUUGGUCACUUUCUUCCAAAGAAGCCUCCAGUUUGGUAGAGGCUUAAUUGAGUUAAAGAGUCUACAAAAGGUUACAGGAAUAGUUCUUCAUUCUGUCACUUAAAAAGCUCUGGACGCCGAGUUUUUCCACAAGAUCUUGUUGAUUUUGUGGAGAAAACAUUGAAACCAUGACAGAGCGGAAAAAGAAGAAUAGGGGACUCGUCUUUCUGUUCUGCAUUUUAGUGGUCUGCCCAUUGCCUUCAAAUGGCUGGACUCUGGUUUUCUGCGAAGGACGGGAGUGAUGCAGUGGUUUUCCUCCUUGGAUGCUACUGCCGGAGCACGGUGAGCAGCAUCUCCUCAUACGAUUUCUUGCAUUGGUUCAAAUAGAACCUCCAAACUUCAAUUUUUUCUUAGUUCAUGUUCAUGAGGCCUCUGGUGCAAUGAGAUUACUUUAUCACCAACCAAUGUAUUGUAGAAUUGUCUUUUAUCUUGA